GUCGACCUGCGUGGUGAACGUGAACGUGAAUGACUAGCAUCUUGAAGACAUCCCUUGCAACACUCAGAAACAUGAGUUCGAAACCUCUCAUCGUCAUCUGUGGAACGACGGGUGUAGGCAAGUCAAAGCUCGGCAUCGAGCUUGCCCUCGCUUUGUCUGCAAAAGGUGAAAACUAUCCAUACCGUGGCGCAAGGAUCAUCAAUGCGGACUCCAUGCAAGUGUAUAUGGGUAUGGAUAUCAUUACAAACAAGGUCCCUUUGGAGGAACGAUUCGGCGUCGAACAUCUCCUCAUGGACUACAAGAAGCCCGGAGAGCAGUUGACCGGACCGGAGUGGAUCAAGGAUGCUAUCAAUGCGGUCGAAGAGACCCACUCUAGGGGCCAGGUUCCUAUCGUGGUAGGGGGCACGUCGUAUUGGAUUCAACACCUCAUUUUCCCCGAGAGAAUGGCCUCCUUAUGCAAGUCGGCGGAGGAAUCGCCUGGAGACAAGCAAACUCCGUUGCCCUCUGAACUGUUAAGCAAUGCUCUCGCAGCUCUUCCACCCGAGCUACUCAGUCUGUUCGACAAUCUCCCUGAGCAAGCCCCUACUGCGGACCUCGACCCCCAGCUGUCCCUGAGACUGCACAAGCUGCUUGCCGCCGUCGACCCGUUGGUUUCGCAGCGGUGGCAUUGGCGAGACUCGAGAAAGGUCCUCACCAACCUACGUAUCAUCCAAGAAAACCGUAGGCUUGCCAGCGAGAUCAUCGAGGAGCAAUCCCGGAUAACAUCGAAGCCGAGGUAUCGCACACUAUGUUUCUGGUUAUAUGCGCAGCCAGAGGUACUGAAGCCUCGCCUGGACGAGCGUGUGGACCAGAUGAUAGCACAAGGCUUGCUGGAUGAAAUCAAAACACUGCGAGCAAUCGCUACUGCUGGAGUCGGUCCAGAAUCGCAGUCGCCCGCGAAUGAGUCGCAACAAAUGGACUACACACUGGGCAUUUAUCAGUCGAUCGGGUAUAAGGAAUUUCAUGAGUACUUGAGCGCCCCAGAGCCGUCAGAGGCAGUGUUCAGACUUGCAGUAGAGCAGAUGAAGCUGGGAACCAGGAGGUAUGCAAAACGGCAAGUCGCCUGGAUCCGCAACAAGCUUCUUCCGGCCGUAAAUGCUGCAAAUGCCGAGAGCCAAGCGGAAUGUGGGCAGUCGAUCGUCCCGAUGUACUUGCUAGACGCUACAGAGCUCGGGGAGGCAUGGAAGACCGGCGUGCUUGACAUAGGGAAUGCUAUAACGAAAGCUUUCUUGGAAGGAGACCCGCUCCCGGAUCCUUCGACGCUUUCGCAGACUGCGUCCGAGAUGCUGGCUGUACGUGACCGUCCGACCGAUCCGAUGGCCGUCUUAAGCGCGAACCGGCGCAUGAUAUGCCCUGUUUGUACGACUGACCCUGAUCAGCCUGUUAUGGUCGAUGGGGUGAAGUGGGAGAUGCAUGAACGCAGUCGCGGACAUCGCAGAAUGACCGGGAGAGAUAAGAGAUUGCCUUGCAGCCCUUCAGCGUACAAGGAGGUUGAGGCAGCUUUUAAUAGUGAAGACGGCCCAGAUACCUAGGAGCACAGUGCGUGUCCAACCCCUCCCCCUUACCAGGCCCGACCCCAACGGAACGCCCCGCCCACAACGGACACACAUCGGGACGCGCUGUCGUACUAGUAGCCCUUCUCUGUGACAGCAAGCGUUCGACGAUGAUCGUGUAUGAAUUCCAG
Messenger RNA from Dichomitus squalens LYAD-421 SS1, 1723 nucleotides. RefSeq names its product tRNA isopentenyltransferase. Gene Ontology annotation, molecular function: tRNA dimethylallyltransferase activity. Lineage: Eukaryota; Fungi; Basidiomycota; Agaricomycetes; Polyporales; Polyporaceae. The coding region runs from base 72 to 1571 and encodes 499 amino acids. The record is from RefSeq and is a predicted model, not a curated record. The transcript has 9 exons. Gene Ontology annotation, biological process: tRNA modification. Gene Ontology annotation, cellular component: mitochondrion.